AUGUCGACCACCACGGGUGCCUUCAUCGCCGGUGGCAUCGCAGCAUGCGGUGCAGUCACAGCUACCCAUCCGUUCGAGACGGUCAAGAUCAGAAUGCAGUUGCAAGGCGAGCUUCAGUCCAAGGGCCACCAACCACACCACUACCGGGGACCCUUUCAGGCUGUCACCAUGAUUGUGCGCAAUGAGGGUCUUCGGGGCAUCUACCGCGGCAUUGGCUGUGCCUACGCCUACCAGAUCCUUCUCAAUGGCUGCCGUCUCGGCUUUUACGAGCCCAUGCGGCAAACCCUCGCCUCCGUCAUCCUCAAGGACUCCACGAAACAGAACCUCGGCAUCAACAUGUUUUGCGGUGCCACAUCGGGCAUCAUUGGUGCAGCCGCCGGCAGUCCCUUCUUCUUGGUCAAGACGAGACUGCAGAGCUAUAGCAAGCACAUUGCCGUGGGCACGCAACACAAGUACAAAAACGCCCUCGACGGUCUGCGACAGAUCUCGAGCACCGAGGGCGUCCGGGGCUUAUACCGUGGCAUAACGGCCGCCAUGAUCCGGACGGGCUUUGGCAGCAGUGUCCAGCUCCCGACCUACUUUUUCGCCAAGAGGAGACUGCAGAGGCAUUUGGGCAUGGAGGAGGGCGCACCUCUUCACUUGACGAGUUCGGCCGUGUCUGGCUUUGUGGUUUGUUGUGUCAUGCACCCGCCUGACACUGUCAUGUCGCGCAUGUAUAACCAAAACGGAAACCUGUACACCAACAUGUUUGACUGCCUGGCCAAGACGAUCAAGACCGAGGGCUUGUUCGCCAUUUACAAGGGCUUCUUGCCGCACCUUGCCAGGAUAUUACCUCACACCAUUCUCACCCUCAGUUUGGCGGAGCAGACCAACAAGCUGGUGAGGAAGCUGGAGAACAAAUUCUUGCCUGAAUCUGUGUUAGAAAAGGCUUAG
This is a messenger RNA of Pestalotiopsis fici W106-1, 933 nucleotides long. RefSeq lists its product as uncharacterized. NCBI's taxonomy places the organism in Eukaryota, Fungi, Ascomycota, Sordariomycetes, Amphisphaeriales, Sporocadaceae. The coding region runs from base 1 to 933 and encodes 310 amino acids. The record is from RefSeq and is a predicted model, not a curated record. The transcript has 4 exons. Gene Ontology annotation, biological process: transmembrane transport.